Molecule: messenger RNA, 2132 nt
Organism: Frieseomelitta varia
Lineage: Eukaryota; Metazoa; Arthropoda; Insecta; Hymenoptera; Apidae
Exons: 3
Coding region: 90-1943 (617 amino acids)
Source: RefSeq, a predicted model, not a curated record
ACUAUUGCGUUUAUUUGAUCCGUGGUAUAUGUACACGUCGUUUCACUCUAAUUCAACCGGUGAUUGCGUUCGUAGGAGCAGCGAUAGUUAUGGAUUCUGCUUGUCAAAAUUCAGAUUUUAGUUCGAAAUAUUUGCUUGGUCAGUUAAAUAUAGCUAGAAAAGAAAUCAAUAAUUUAAGACAACAAAUAAAAAGUCUCCGAUAUAUACAUGAAAAAGAUGUUGAUAGUAUAAAGCGUCUUCUGGAAUCAUAUAGAAAUGGACCAUCUGCGUCUAAGACAAAAAUCACAGGUUCAGAUGAUGUGAAACCUAGCACCAGUACAGAUGAAGACACUGUAAAGUUGAAACCAAUUGGAGUAAUAUCUACUUGGUUCCCUAGCAAACGAGGCACACCCAGACAAACACGUAUCUGUGGGAAAGUACCUGGAAAACUGUUAUUAUAUAAUUCAGUAUUUACUAAUCCUGAUCAUGCACUUGAAGGAUUACAAGAUUUUUCACAUAUGUGGGUUCUAUUCUACUUUCAUAGAAAUGAUUCAACGCAUGUUCGUGCUAAAGUUGCACCUCCAAGAUUAAACGGUACAAAAACAGGUGUAUUUUCUACACGUUCGCCACAUCGUCCAUGUCCAAUUGGUUUGAGUUUAGUAAAAAUUACAACCAUAGAAAAUCACACAAUUUACUUUGAAGGUGUAGAUAUGGUUGAUCAGUCACCUGUGCUAGAUAUAAAACCUUAUAUACCACAGUACGACAGUCCUUUAUAUUUUGAGAAAUUAAGCAAUAGGUCACAAGAAUCGAAUUUGGAUGAUGCAUUCGAAUGUAUAGAAGAAACUGCCAGAAAUCAGAGUCUUGGAGAUGAACCAAGAAGUUUACUUUCAGAAUCUUAUUAUAGAAAACCUAUCAAUAAAGCGAACCAAGAGACAGAUGUUUCUAGAGAUGAAGAAAUUGCUCUAAGGUUACAAGCUGAGGAAUUUCAAAGAAAUUCAAAUUUUGAAAGUUACUCCAGUAUGAGACAUUUUUCUGAAUUAAGUGAUAUCAGUUUGCACAAUAACGGCACAUUACAACAUAGCGUAGAUGUAACCGACAUUCAUAGAACUCCUUACACACUUCCUGAUACUUUGUCUGAUCCGAGAACAAGUCUGAAUAUAACAGGGCACAAUGUACUUUCGUCUGAUAUAGAACCAGAAAGUUUAGUAGAUAUAAACAGUAGAUUACAAAAUAUUAACGUAAGUGAGCGUACUAAUGUAGAACCAGUUUACGGAUCGAGAAGCGUGGAGUCCAAUUAUACAGAAACACAUGCUUCUCGGUCUAGACUUUUAGAUGGAGCUGAUGGACCAAAUACUAUUUGUGGCACCGACAUAGAUUUAAUUCGUAGACGAUCGUUAAGCUCGAGAAUUGACAAUUCUCCUGUUAGGAUGGGAGUACGGGAAGCUCCUGAUGGAGAAGAAGGAUUAGAACCACAAAUUCUCACUCCUUCGCAACAUUUACCGAGUCAAGUAAUACGAACAAUGUCAAACAAUAGUUUACCAGACAGCGGAGAUACACAUUUAGUUUUCUCCUCUGAAUCGAGAAAUCUUGAGAAUAGAAAUUCAGGAUCUAAUAUCUCUUCAGAAAUAAGAAUUCCAGAAUGGAUAUCAAGACCUCGGACACCUCUAUGUGUAGUGUUUAACGACCGUGCGUUGAUUCAAUUAAAUGAGAUUUUAGGAACUAAAAUUAACGAUCAGAAAGUGGCUAUUGAAAAUGUACUUCGCGAAGAUCCUAGAUCAGUAUAUUUAAGACAACGAUGGGGUAGCCAAUUUUAUACUUUCUUAAUUCACGAUUUACACAUCACUUGUAGAUUUGAUGACAACAGAGGUAUAGUGACAGUUUUCCAAGUCAGACACGCUGGUCGUAUUUGCGAAUGUGGAGAACCUGAAUGGCAAUGUUUGGGUCAUUCACCACCAUCGUCUUAAAGUAUAUAUACACAUGUGCAUAUAUAAUAUCACUAACUUUGCUAUUAUUUUUUAAAUUUGUUGAUUAUAUUACAAAAGAUGAUUGUGAGCAACUUGAUUUACCUUUAAAGAAAUUCUGCAUCAUUUAUUCAGAAAUAUGACAUUUUAUUUAUGUCUCACUGAAUAUUUCAUAUUUUUAACUUAACAUUU